This is a messenger RNA of Haliotis rufescens (red abalone), 1659 nucleotides long. RefSeq names its product BET1 homolog. The transcript is spliced from 4 exons. Bases 706 to 1032 code for a protein of 108 amino acids. Lineage: Eukaryota; Metazoa; Mollusca; Gastropoda; Lepetellida; Haliotidae. Gene Ontology annotation, molecular function: SNAP receptor activity. Gene Ontology annotation, cellular component: Golgi trans cisterna; SNARE complex. The record is from RefSeq and is a predicted model, not a curated record. Gene Ontology annotation, biological process: vesicle fusion with Golgi apparatus; endoplasmic reticulum to Golgi vesicle-mediated transport.
AAUAAAACAAGCUAAGAUAAUACAUGCAUGGUGACUACAAUAAUGGACAUUUGUGACGUCAACAAUCUCCGUAGCAAGUGGUAGUAUUAAGGACUACAAAUCAAGAGGUUGCAGGUUAGACCCUUUAAACCGCGUGAAAAUUAUGGGACAAUUGUUAGGUUUGUGUUUAGGAUCUAACACGUACAUUUUUUAACUGCAGUCAGCAAUAUUCGAGCAGAGACUCUCUGAUUCGAGCUAUACAUAAAGGCGGACUACACUUAGGUCAAUGUGCAGGUAAACAAGUGCUCAUUAUUAGCAACAUCAGGGUACGAUGCCACGCAAUGAACCAAAUCACCGAGCUUGCCAAUCUUGAUACUUAAAGAGGGAAAUCUAACGGUAGAUCUAUAAGAUCAAGUUCAACGGUUGAAGGUGUUCGUUUGCCUGACAUAACUUAUGUUAUUUUGUUUAUUAAUUAUUUAUUUUCAUUUAUCCUGUUAGUAGUAGUUGUAGAAUUUAGCGUGACCACUAAAAGAUUUAUUGCACUCAACCAAAAGCAAAUCUUUCUAGUGAAAUAGGUGGGAGUGUCGUCCCUUGCCGAAUGCGGAAGUAGGUGGCGCUACACAGGAAGUACACGUGUGGUGUGGUGUUUUGACGUUCAGACAAACUUCAAUAUUGUUGAGAUACUGUGUGUUCCAGAAGACACAGUGAGGUUUUAAAACAGCCAAAAUGAGAAGAACACAUAUAGGAGAGAUGGGGUACCAGAACCAGGCCCAGCUGGUGGAGGACGAGAACCAGGUGUUGGAGGAUGCUUUGACGGGGAAAGUAAAGGCUCUCAAAUCUCUAAGUAUUGACAUUGGAACAGAAGUAAGGACACAGAAUAUGAUGUUAAGAAAUAUGGAUGAUGACUUUGACAGUUCCGGCAACAUCCUCCAGGCAACGAUGGGACGACUGAAGGCGUUGACGAAAGCCGGGCACUACAAAAUCUGGAUCUACAUGAUUCUGUUCUGUCUUUUUGUGUUUGCGGUGUGCUGGUUCAUUGUCCGAUUCAGGUGACCUGACGUCACACCUAUUUAUAUUGACAACUACAAAUAUGCCAAAAAGAUUAAGUCUUAACAUGCUUAGGACAUUGCUCCCAGAAUGAUAAGAUAAGUCUUUGCCCACUUCUGUUGGAACCCUAGUUGCUGUUUUUAUUGUGUACCCCGGUACAUGGUUUUAUCUCUUUUGCAAUGUUCUACAAAAAAUCUCGAAUUACUCAAAUAAUUUAUGCAAUAUCAUGAGCAGAGGCAUGUAAACAGAAUUAUCAUGACUAAGUUAUUUUGUAAGUUAGUAAUCAAGAUUCAUAUUGGAAUUGCAUUUGGUGUUAUUUAUGUAUAUUCAUAUCACCUAAACAAUUAUUCAUACAUUUUCCACUCAAAACCAUUUAAGGACCACCAAAUUCAUUCAUAUUACUACAGUGUAUCUGGUCUGACUGAUUAUCUAUAGUAAUAUAAAGGAAUUUGGUGGUCCUUCUUGGCACGACAGAUUAACAACAGAAAUUUGAAAGGUGGUCCUUAGAUUGUUUUGAGUAGUAUAUUUGCUCACUCAAUCUCAUUAAAAUCAGAUAUAAGUUCUCGCUGCCGCUAAACAAAGAUCUGAGGACAUCCCAUUACGGGUCACGUCAGAACAACCUUUCAUCCAACC